Phanerochaete carnosa HHB-10118-sp is the source of this 1890-nucleotide messenger RNA. RefSeq lists its product as uncharacterized. Bases 28 to 1668 code for a protein of 546 amino acids. NCBI's taxonomy places the organism in Eukaryota, Fungi, Basidiomycota, Agaricomycetes, Polyporales, Phanerochaetaceae. The transcript is spliced from 6 exons. The record is from RefSeq and is a predicted model, not a curated record. Gene Ontology annotation, molecular function: protein binding.
CUCACCUAUGACUAUGCUAUCUCUGACAUGAAAAACCAGUUGUCCAAGCUGCAGACCGUGCAGGAGCGUGAAGACGCGAUAGUGAGCUUGCUAUCGAGCCUGCCUAGGUCUUCUAUAGCCAAGAUACAGGUCAGAUUAGGACCUCUUUUAAGGCUCGACAUUCUUGGGCUACUUCCCGAUGAAGUCGCGUUGCAGAUCUUCUCAUAUCUCCCUUGGGAGACUCUGGUUACGUGCACUCUGGUGAGCAGGAGAUGGGGGACCCUCGCAAACGAUGGCAGUCUGUGGCGCCGUCACUGCCAGGAGAAGAAGUGGGAAUGGCGAAGCUGCGUGGGGUCUCAAACAGACGGCCGGGCGCCGUCAACAUACGGAGACUCAGACGAUGAGGGCAUGGGCGACGAAGAAGACGAGCUGGUCGAACAGAUGCUGCUGGACGAUUCUGGCUUCUCUUCCAUGGCAAUGGAGGCCACACAGGCCUCGACAUCUAACUCACAUGUGGUCAAAGCGCUGUUAACCCAGAUCCAACCUGCCCGCAGACCGAUACUUCUACCAUGGCAUAUGCCGAUCCAACAUCAUCCGCCGGCGCCAUCGAAGCCAGACUACGAGCUACUUUUCGCCACGCACAUGCGUCUGAAGAACCGCUUCUACUUGGGUUCAUACAAUCUCUCAACGCUACAGACGCGGGGUGCGCCAAACGGUCACUCUAAUACCAUCUACUGCCUCCAGCUCUACACUUAUUCCGACACCGGCAUCCAAGUUCUAUUCACAGGUUCAAAGGAUCGAAGCAUUCGCGAGUGGGACAUCGCUGGGGGAGGACUCCGGCGCGUCAUCGAAGGCGUGCACGAGGGCAGUGUGCUCAGUAUAUGCGCAUACAACGGCCUUCUUGUCAGUGGGGGAAGCGACAGGAGGGUCGUCGUCUGGGAUCUUUCGACCGGCGAUCCUGUUCGCAUCCUUCGAGACCACACGGACAGCGUGCUCUGCGUACGCUUCAAUGAUCGCCGGCUUGUGUCCUGUUCGAAGGAUCGCACCAUCAGGACGUACUUGUUGCCCGACUUCAGGCGUCAGUUCCGCAUGGAAGAUCACCGUGCUGCCGUCAACGCCAUAUCCGUGUCUGGUGACUACAUCGUCUCGGGCUCCGGCGACAGAUCCAUGAAGAUUUGGAGCGCAGACACCGGUGAGCUUAUCAAGACAUUUGAAAAUCACCAUGGACGAGGACUCGCAGCCAUUGACUUCCAAGCACCUUACGUGCUCUCUGGGUCCUCCGACAAGCACCUCCGUCUCGUCGACAUCUCCACCGGCCGCGGAUGGUCAACAUCGCCAGACAUGGAUGAAUCCGUCGUUUCUCAAACUGCUGCGGGUGAUCCUUGCCCCGCCUGUGGAGGUGUCGCCAAACCAGGGGCUCCGCGUGUUCCCCAGAAGACACACGAGGAUCUCGUGCGGAGCGUCGUGCUCAACUCGGACUUCGUCAUUAGCGGAAGCUAUGACCAUACGGUCAAAGUUUGGGACCGCAGUACUGGCGCGCUCGUCGCUGAUCUUGCUGGCGGUCACACAGGACGUAUUUUCUGUGUAGGCUUUGACCAUUCGAAGAUUGUCUCUUGCGGUGAAGAUCAGCGAAUCUGCGUAUGGGAUUUUUCCCAUGGAAUCGACACCUCCUUCGUGAAGCUGCAAUAAGCACAUCCACAUUUAAUCUCACCUAUUUCCGUGCAUACAUAGGAUCUUUCGCACAUCUCGCUUUGUCGCGGACUAGGCAUCAUCACUGCAUAGGUUAUCAUAGAAUUUCAUGUACACUUCUACGUGUAUACAGUAUUUGCAUCCAGUAAUGGAUGCUACUCGGCGGUACCGGGGCAUAUCCUACUUGCCAGCCGAGUCACCCCGGUGGGCCUCGAAACAUCG